AUGCCUGAAGUACCAGAUUUCCAGAAAUCAAGUCUGAGCAUAAAAAAUGAAUUCGAAAGACUCAGUGAUGCAUUCUGGUUUUAUGGUGAAGUCACCGCCGGAGAAAAAGCUUGGGCAUGGAAAAUAUUCCGAGCGUCAUGCAGGACUCUGCCUAUUGAAAAAUGGAAGCGACGCUUUUUUGUCUUGUCCAAGCCAGCUGGUAGUUUACCUGGUCAGUACCUGCUAAGUUACUAUACAGAUGAGUCAUGCCGGCGCCGCAAGGGCCAAAUAGACCUGGAGCAGUGUGAACAGAUCAUAGAAUCCUUGGCCUCCGAGCAGUUCAAGAACCUGCUCUCAAUCAAAACUUUCCACCGUCAUAAAAAGCGGACAUACUUCCUGGCCACAGAGACAGAAGAAGAUAUGACCACGUGGGUGAGGUACCUCUGUAGUGUCUGCGGACUGAAACAAGAGGAUAAGCCCGAGGACAUCCCUCCCCCACAGCCUUCCGAGGCUAGUCGCCCUUUGCCUGUUAGGAAGCCCCCUCCAGCUAGCUAUAAUGCCCUGAACCAUGUGACAGGUGCUGAGGCCCAGUCCUCGUACCAAGACAGCGCCCACUCCCCCCAGGGCUCUCUGCCUAGCCCCUGUGAGAACUCUCCGUAUUUGCACCUAAAUGAGUGUCAGACAGGGAGACCAGGCAGGCAGAACAGCUCCAGCAGUAUCCCUGAGGAACCUGCCCCUCACCCCCCAAAUAAAGACGGACCUCGUAACCUCUCCGUGAUAUCGGACGACGACCCUCAUAGUAACUAUGACUUCCCAAGGUCACGUGAUUCAAUGGACGACGGCCUGUACAAGGUGCCUCCCCCACGGCGCUCUCCAAGCCAGCUUGGACGGGAGGGGGCUAACAAAUACGACACCCCACCCCACCAAAAGGGAGCGAGUCCACGGUCAAGCAGUAGUGAGAGUCAAGCUGGUGAUUCAGCUUACUCUUCUGACCAAACCUACCAAAGCCCCCCACCCCCGGUGCAGUACUCACCUACACACUCCUCUGAGAUCUACGACAGCCCGCCACCGCCACGCAAGAUCGUCACAGGCGCUCCUGAACGACCCCCGAAACCAGGUUCUGUGAAACCCUUGGGUCAGAAGCAGAUAUCACUCAGCGACAAGGUCCCGUCAAAUCAGUGGCGAGAUUCUCGCGAAGACAACUACGACGUUCCACCUUCGAAUGCUGAAUGUGUCAACCCCUUGUUCAUGUCCCCUCCUCCGCCCUCUUGCCCUAACACCUCUCAUAAAUAUGUGAACUCUACACCCGCACCCAGUGUGGAACAGUCAGAUGAUUCGUACCUAGAGUUUUGUCCGCCGGCUUCAUGUAGAGGCUCCGUGAGGGCUUCCAGUGACUCUAGUUAUCUGAACAUGGACUCCAUUCCUGGGGCUGUCAGGAGCAGUGUGCAGAGCACUGGUUCUGGUGUGUAUGCUGAUAUGAGAGGUUCCAGGAAGGAUGCGGAUGUGGCUGGGGGAAGAUGUAGCAGUGUGUACCAGAUGCCCCCAGCUAUCCCGCGCCCUGUCAGCUUAUCCAACAAUGAUGCCCCUGUACCGCCACCACGCCCACCAGCGACAACCAGCUACAAACAAAACACAGAAGAAGACACGUACACCAUCUUCAGUUCUGAAAGAACACGAAGUUUUAAAAGAAAUUUGGUAAAACCGGAAGCUGACAGCUCAACAUCUCGAGUGAGCCCACGACCAAAUGUGGCCCUGCCUAGCCGUCGGGGCCCCGCUGACCCCACCAUUCAUGGGGAGAGCUCAAGUUCAGAUGAGGAUGAUGAUGAGGAUGACCGUAGUAUUGAUAGCGCCAUGACAACUAACUCUAAACAUAGUGGCUCGUCUGGACUGUGGAGACAACCAGCACCAGCUCCUAGAAAGGCCGAGCCCGAGUUGAAGUACCUUGAUCUGGAUCUGGACGAUUUGGCAGAAGGAGAGUCAGUCCAGAAUCCGUCUCUUUCUGGUGGCGGCACUCUGACUGAGUACAGAGAAAUUGACUUUGUGAAAACUCAUGCCUUAAGUAAAACAAAACGAUUCGUAGAUGUGCAAAGGAAGAGUAAUUCUGAAAGCUUACAGUGACCAAAGAAAUGCGUGUUUUUUGUGUGAAGAGGGAGAUGUUUGAAAUAUGGAGAGGCAUUCGCUGGGAUCAUAAGUGCACUUGAUGGUUUAUCGUGACACAGCAAUCAAAAACGUCAUUUCCCUGCCAGACAUGGAUGCCCCGCUGAACCACCCAGUGAUGUCACAUAGAUAUGUACAUACAUGCAGAUGCAUGGUGUAUUAUAUGUAUGUUCAUGCAGAGGCUGUAGAAUGUACAGGAAAAUGUCUUAAGCAUUACCAGUCCAUGACAAAUUCACAAUUACUGCUGGAGUGAGAAGCAAGGACAGCUUGACUGACCUUUUGUUAGUCUCACAUACAGGUGUUGAAUACAAUAAAAAGGCUGCCCUUGGUCACAUGUGAAAGCUUGUUUAUAAACACUAUGCUGUUACUAGACAGAUUUCACUGGUGUUCUUGUUAAAGGAAUCAAGGCUGCUCUUGCUGCAGCCUUAUUCUAACAUCAGUAAUCAGUAUACAGCAGAUGUGGUCAGAUGGGGAGCUUGAUGCUCAUUGAAAACUUGUGAGUAAUGUUAUGAAAGUCUGUUGGCUGUAAGUAAGGAAGAGUUACUGCCCUUGUGCUAUGGUGUUAGUAGUUACCUCCCUCUAUAAUGGUCUAGCACACUGAACUACUCCUGCUGUUAAUACUAGGACUGAGAAAUGAUUUCUUGAAUAAAAUACUAAGAGCAAAAUACUGAUGAAUGGCAGUUCAUGUAUAAGGUAUAAAGGUGUAGCAGUUCAUGUGCCUGAUAGGGCAACCAAACAGGCUACAGAAUUAAACACAGCGAUGUCUUUUGGAUUGUAGUUUAGUUUGAUAGAAUGAUAUAGUCAUCUCUAUUUUCUAUGUGGGUUUUGCCUCUUUCUGACACUGUGAUGAACAUUGCCAGAUGCAAGCUGCAUUCAGGACUGGUUGGAAACUUUAUUACAAUUAUCGAGUUGUUGAUGAUGAGAACGCAUAUGUUGAUAGUCUUUAUCUUGGAAGUCUUUUUUUUUUUUCCUGUUGAUGCCAGUCAGUGUCCUGUGAGAUGUUGGCUACUGUUGUUGGCUAUGAAAACGAAAUACCUCUUCAAUGGAUAAAAGCUUAUCUGUAUUGAUCUAUGUGGACCCAUUCUCUGUGUAGGCCCAUUCAAUUUGUGGACACAUUCACUGUGUGGCCCUAUUUGCUGUGUGGCCCUAUUUGCUAUGUGGACACGUUCGCUGUGUUGACAUGUUUGCUGUGUGGAUCCAUUCGCCGUGUGGACAUGUUCAUCGUGUGGACCCAUUCAAUGUCUGGCCUAUUGACUGUGUGGACUCACUCACUGUGUGGACCCAUGCGCUUUUAGAGCUGUGUGGCUACAUUCACUGCAUGGGUGAGCUGAAUGACACCUAUAACAAAGUUGGCAAAACUGGCCCAAAGUUGGUGUGAAACAUUUGUGUGAAACAAACUGUUUGACAUGACAAUUCACCAGUUUUUCUCUGGACAGUUAUUUGUGUCAGUCAUAGAUGUAAAGUCAUAGACUCUCUUGCCUUGAACAAUUGCUUUGAAGCCUGGAAAAGGAAGCGCAUUUUAGAGUUUGCAUAGUUGUGAAGAAUUCUUGGAAAAAUACUCAACAUGGCUGUCAGCCUUACCCUACUCUGUACCUGCUGAAUUCUGGCUGUUCUUAUUCAUGUGAAAAUGUGACUAGAAUUUGUACAAGGAAUAUAUAUUCAGAAUCAAGGACAUGUAGAACUUUGUACAUGUGCAUGUAUGUAGAAAUGUGGAUAAUCAGCUGAAAGAACAGACUCCUCUAGGAUGGGAGUAUUUGAUAUUUAGCUGGGCUAAUCAGCUGUUAUUUAAUGACUGAUGAUGUGUAUCAUUUGACUGCAAUAGAAGCACAGUGUAAACCUGUAAAUUUAUAGCUGGUCACCUACACCAUGUGCGAGUACAGUAACGGGGAUGCAGAUCUGAAAUGUACAAUUGGACAGGGAGGUACAGUUACAUGUAGCUGCAGGGUCCAGAUGGGUUAUCUCCCCUGUCACAUCACCAGAAUCAUUUUCACUAUACUUGGAGACUUAACAGUUGUUCAGUGGUUUACAGAUAACAUAGUUCCGUUAGUUUUAUCUGCUUUAGUAUUAUCACCUAAGCCAGCUGCCCAAAAAGGAAGUUGAAAAUGUUAAGCACAAGUGUUGUGUCCAUGUAUCUACAUAUUUAUGUGUAUCCUUAGUGCUGGUUGUUGUUUAAAAGCGAGCCGGAUGGAAUCUUGUGUUUUGGCCUGUUUGCUAGUGUUGUACAUGUACAUGCACUUGUGAGUGGACAUUCACAGCACCUUAAGGGGAUAUGCCGCUGAAAGAAGUUCAUAAAUUUUGAGUUGGUUUAGUUAAAUAGAAAAAUGAGUUGCAUGUGACUCCUAGCUAAAUUUCCUGGGUCUGUAUUUUCUGAAAAAUGUCAAGAGAGUUACAAGGGGAAAUCCGUCACUGGUCUAAACUGUCUGCCAGACGAGAUAACACGCAAAUGAGGCAGCGCAAAGAUUCUCAAAAUGCAACGUUUGCUCAUGGAUCGCACAUGUAAACAGUAGGAUACUUUAAAAGUGAAUUAUAAGUCAAGUAAACCAACUCCGAUCUUCCCUUAUGUCGAUAAUGUUGUAAAAGAUAUUCGUAAUUCCCAGCAAUCUGUAAGAGAGUACUGAAGUUACACGGUAGACCGACUGAAUAUCUCCCAUCUUCUAGGCGACAAGGGGAGGUAACUGACGAAAGUCAUUCACUCUAAAUACAGUGACUUGAGUGAGUUGAUGGUCAUAGGGAAACCCCAAAUAAAACUGAAAAUGUGAUUGUUCACUCAGUCAUAUACAUGUCAGUAGACAUCUGGAAGUCUCAACUUUAUGCAGAUGAUGUCUGAAAUAAUAGCCGAAGUUUUUCAACGUUCGUGGUAUGUCCCUUUACUUGUCUCGGAAAAACAAAAAGCUGAUUUUACAUUUUGUUACACUUACAUUGACGGGCAGAAAAGGAUGUUCACAAAUUUGUUAAGAAAUCGUCAGUGCUAUAAAUUACUACUUCCGUGUUUUUAUGCAUAAUGUUUUAUUUUCUUAUUAAAAUCUCUGCAAUAUAUGUAUGUCUGUAUUUUAAAAAUUUCAAUUGUCACCAUAUGACUUGCAAAUCUUCAAUGAGUGUGAAAGUAUUUUGCAUCAUACUCUCAUUUCUGUGCUUGCAUGUCUGAGGAAUUGUGUGGUCAGUUUUUAUACUGAAGUUGUUGUACAGUCAAUUACAUGUAAGUUGUAUGUCAGCUAAUAUUAAUUUCUGAAUAUGUUAAAUGUGCACUCCUGACUUAAAAUUCACAUCUGGGCUUCAGUUGCGGUUGUCUCCUUUUAUAUAGGUAGCUUACACAUGAUGUGUGUUGUGUGAACUGGCAGAUUUCUUUUUUUUUUUUUUAACACUUAUAAAUACCACAUUGUUCAGUGAAUUAUAUAUUCGCUGUAACUGCUGAAGGUCAGACAGGAGAUACAAAUGUACAGUAUGUGUGUAUGCCAUUCUGAUAAACAAAUGGAAGGAGGAAGUAAUUUACACAUUUUGAUUCAUCGACUUGUACAUUUUCAUCUGUGCUGGCAUGUUUAUAAUAGUGAAACAUUCAAACAGUUUAAUUAUACAGUGCUGCAGUAUAAUAUUCGCAUAUAUAUGAAAAUUUCUCGAGUACAAAGUUAAACACCAAUCAGUCAGAUAAAUACAUGUACCUAUAAGUAAAUUUAACUCUUUAGAUGAGUACAUGUGUAUAUGUAGAUGUCUUUAUAUAGAUGGCUGAUAGUGUUACCUACUUAAAAGGUUUGUACAUUUUGUGGAUGAUCAAUAAUUUACUGCUUUUUUAAGAUAUGUUUUUAUAACAGAUUAUUGACAAAUUCGGUAGAAUGAAAUUAUCCUUCUGUUUAUUUUAAAGCAAUCAAAACUUGAACCCUAAGGUACUAUUCUUGUGCAUAAAAAAAACCCAUGAGUAUUAUUGGUCAUUGUUGAUAUACAGUAUAUACAGUGUACUAUGUAAAUUGGAGAGUGGCACAUGGGUUGGAAGAUCUAUUCUCAUCAUUGUCUUCUUUGUUGUGAACUUGUGAAAAUUACUUUGCCGUCUUCCAGUUUUUGCUGUUGAUAUGAUUUUGUGUUCAUUUUCGUCAUUUUCACUAAUUUUACGGUACGAUAUAUACAUGUAAAUGUACAGUUAUCUAAACAUGUCAUAACCAUGUGUUCAUUUCCCCUCGCAUAGUCAUGUACUUAAAUCCCAAGGAGUUGCCUUAACCAACUUGCAACAUGUACAUGUAGUAUUAAAUUUCGUGGAUUUAAUUAAAGCAUUAAUGAUGCCAGUAUUUCCUGCCAGUGGACCUGUUACGAGUCUUUUUGAGGGUCUCCCAUUCAUUACAAGUCUAAUUCUGCCUUGAUCGUGUUGUUAGACAGAAGUCCUGGUUGAUCAUUUCCUUAAGAUCUUCCUGACAUUUAGUAGAGGAUCAGCUGUUAAAACUAUGGUCAUCGUUGAUACCACGACUCUUGAGCCCAUAUUCCACAAAGCCAGAUUUGAGUUCAGUCAAAAUUUGACAUUUCAUUAAUAUGCUUAUUUUUGGAACCCAUGCUCAUGUAGGUGUUGAAAUUGGAAACACAUGAGAAAGUUUAUGUUGUGACAUAUAUGUUCCAAUUUAGACACCGUGAGUUGUAAAGUAUGCAUCAUGUGGAAACUUACCCAUGUAAAUGUGCGCGAAAAAUUAAAGGAACCUUGGACUAUACGUGCAUAUUUACAGCAGUUAAGCUAUAGGGCAUGUCUUGAGUUGCUAUGGUAGUUACAAUGAACUGUCAUAGUUGUAUGGAAUUGGAUUUGACUAAAAACUUCUGUCAACCUUGUAUGGGACAUUCGUUUACAGGUGACAUAUAUUUUGCACCAAUAUUUUUUCUUUAAUGAUAGUCUUAAAUUAUGUAACCUUAUAUUACUGUUAAUUAGUAAAUCUUAACUUAUUUCAGCUUGCCCCUGCUUUUUACAUCAAAAGUAUAUACCCACUAUUCCAUAGACAUCAUACUGCCCGUGAACUGAAGUGUUUGUAACUCUACUGGUCACUAUAAGUGUUAGGUUAAUCCUGUGGUACUGAUUGUGUACUGUUAACUGUUUGUUGUAAUCAGGGCUUCUCAUAACCCUAUAUAUUGUUGGCUGUCAACUACUGUUUGGCUGUUUAUUGUUUGAUAUUGUUAAUACUUGUAUACCUAUAGUAUGAACCCAUUGUAGCUGAUGGCAGCAUUCCUAUCUCUUUCAUUUGCUAUUCCUCAGCCUAUAAUAAUUUACAUGCAUGUUACUUUGUUUUUUUUUUUUUUGGACGGAUUUAUUUUUUGUUAUAUAGUUUUAAGAAAAGUAGAAAGAUGAAAGAAAAAACUGGAAUGUUGAAAAUUAUGAUUUUGAAAGUGGGCAUCCUUUUUAAAGGAAGUAUUUUUCUUAUGGUAACCAAAAAACCAUUACUGUUUAUUGAACACUAAGACAAGGUUGUUGUUUGGUUAGUUUGUGUAUUUAUGACCGCUCUGUGUACACACCACAAACCAGUCGCUCUAUCUAAAUGUGUGUGGUAACUCUAACAUUGUCUAUCAUGCAUCUACAUGU
Liolophura sinensis is the source of this 7678-nucleotide messenger RNA. Its product is annotated as GRB2-associated-binding protein 1-like. Gene Ontology annotation, molecular function: signaling adaptor activity. The record is from RefSeq and is a predicted model, not a curated record. Bases 1 to 2097 code for a protein of 698 amino acids. Lineage: Eukaryota; Metazoa; Mollusca; Polyplacophora; Chitonida; Chitonidae. Gene Ontology annotation, cellular component: cytoplasm. Gene Ontology annotation, biological process: signal transduction. The transcript is spliced from 8 exons.